This is a messenger RNA of Penicillium vulpinum, 735 nucleotides long. RefSeq lists its product as uncharacterized. The record is from RefSeq and is a predicted model, not a curated record. Bases 1 to 735 code for a protein of 244 amino acids. Lineage: Eukaryota; Fungi; Ascomycota; Eurotiomycetes; Eurotiales; Aspergillaceae. The transcript is spliced from 2 exons.
AUGAACAUAAAUCCUAAUGGAACUCAGGUGCGGGGAAAGAAAGACACUGGCAAGGGGCUGCGAGAAAGCCCCAGGAAGUCAUCACUGCUCGUGGGGAGUGAUAGUGUGGUAGGCAUCAUCCGCAUCAUCACCACGCUUGUGAGGAGUAAUUGUGUGGUAGGCAUCGUCCGCAUCAUCACCACGCUUGUGGGGAGUGAUGGUGUGGUAAGCAUCGUCCGCAUCGUCACCACGCUUGUGGGGAGUGAUGGUGUGGUAAGCAUCGUCCGCAUCAUCACCACGCUUGUGGGGAGUGAUGGUAUGAUAGGCAUCGUCGGCAUCAUCGCCACGCUUGUGGGGAGUAAUUGUGUGGUAGGCAUCGUCGGCAUCAUCACCACGCUUGUGGGGAGUGAUGGUGUGGUAAGCAUCGUCCGCAUCGUCACCACGCUUGUGGGGAGUGAUGGUAUGAUAGGCAUCGUCGGCAUCAUCGCCACGCUUGUGGGGAGUAAUUGUGUGGUAGGCAUCGUCGGCAUCAUCACCACGCUUGUGGGGAGUGAUGGUGUGGUAAGCAUCGUCCGCAUCGUCACCACGCUUGUGGGGAGUGAUGGUGUGGUAAGCAUCGUCCGCAUCAUCACCACGCUUGUGGGGAGUGAUGGUAUGAUAGGCAUCAUCGGCAUCAUCACCACGCGCCGAAAUAGUCAUCAUGCUAGCAGCUCCUGCCCGAGCCUCAUGGGAAAUUACAGCACCAUUAGAAUCUAA